AUGGCCAUGGCCGACCUCUGUCGAAGGCUCUUUUCGUGCUGCGGCAGCCGCGCGAAGGUCGACUACGAUAAUGUGCUAGCAGAUUCAGAGCGCGAAGCUGUCGCCGACCUCCUCAACUACCUCGAAAACAGAGCAGAAACAGACUUCUUCUCGGGCGAGCCGUUAAACGCACUCUCAACCCUCGUAUACAGCCAGAACAUUGACCUGCAGCGGAGCGCAAGUUUGACAUUUGCCGAAAUCACAGAAAGAGAUGUCCGCCCCGUCGAUAGACAAACGCUCGAGCCCAUCCUCUUCCUCCUCGAAAGUAGCGACAUCGAAGUCCAACGUGCUGCCUCGGCUGCCCUUGGCAAUCUUGCCGUUGAUGGACAAAACAAGACUCUCAUCGUCUCGCUCGGCGGCCUCAACCCGCUCAUCCGGCAGAUGAACAGCCAGAACGUGGAAGUGCAAUGUAAUGCGGUCGGCUGUAUAACAAACCUGGCCACACACGAGGAAAACAAAGCACGUAUAGCACGAUCUGGCGCAUUGGCGCCGCUGACCAGACUUGCCAAGAGCAAGGAUAUGCGAGUGCAGCGCAACGCCACUGGCGCUCUCCUGAACAUGACACAUUCGGACGACAACCGGCAACAGCUUGUCUCAGCCGGCGCGAUACCAGUGCUUGUCAGUCUUCUCAGCAGUCCAGACACCGAUGUGCAAUACUACUGUACGACAGCCUUGAGCAAUAUCGCAGUUGAUAGCACGAACCGCAAGCGACUCGCGCAAACCGAGCCCAGACUGGUGCAAAGCCUGGUACACUUGAUGAGAGGGCAGGCGCCGAAGGUUCAAUGUCAAGCAGCACUGGCACUUCGGAACUUGGCCAGUGAUGAGAAGUACCAGUUGGAGAUUGUCAAAGCAGGAGGUUUGCCACCGUUACUGGGCUUGCUACAAAGCAGCUAUCUGCCUCUCAUUCUCUCUGCAGUCGCGUGCAUACGGAACAUCAGCAUACACCCAAUGAACGAGUCACCAAUCAUCGAUGCUGGCUUCCUAAAGCCUCUGGUGGACCUGCUUGGAUCGACUGACAACGAGGAGAUUCAAUGCCAUGCUAUAUCAACGCUGCGAAACUUGGCCGCGUCAUCGGAUCGGAACAAGCAGCUAGUCCUCCAGGCGGGAGCAGUGGUCAAAUGCAAGGAGCUUGUGCUAGAUGUACCACUCAGCGUGCAAUCAGAGAUGACUGCUGCGAUUGCAGUGCUCGCUCUUUCAGACGACUUGAAGCCACAGCUAUUGGAUCUUGGUGUCUUUGAAGUUCUCAUUCCCUUGACCGAGAGCGAAAGUAUCGAGGUGCAAGGCAAUAGCGCGGCAGCCCUUGGCAACUUGAGCAGCAAAGGAGAUCCAACCUUCCAACAUAUUGCAAUUUGGACACUCUUACAACUUCUGGAAUCUGGAGACGAGGAACUUACGGACAUGAUCAAGAAGUCUGAAGAUGUCAUGAAGAUGGUCCGCGAAAUCAGCGAGAAGACUGUCGAAUCUGAAGACGAAGGCGACGAGAGCGAAGAUGGCGAAGGCGAAGUUGUUGUGCUGGCAAGAAGAUGUCUCGACAUUAGUAACGGCGACGUUGCGCCUGGAAGCAAGACCGAUAGCCAGCCUUCGUCAUACAAGACGUAGGGGCAGCUUGAAUCGCUUCUGUCCUGGAACAUGGCUGGCGUUGGCAGCGGCACCAUCGAAUGUCGCUGAUUUCGGAACCUUCGCCUCCGCGCUCUUCACUGGUCGGCCGAUCUGAAUCGGGCGAAGUGGAACAUUUGCAUUAUGAAGUUUUACAGCGAGCAAGCGAGCAGAUCGAGAUUUCACAGCAUCAUACUGGCGUUUCGACAAGAGGCGCUUGUCCAAUAGCGGCGCCUAUUAGGGUGGGCGUGUACUUUUUGUUAUGCAAGGAUACGAACGUGCGUAAUUAUGGAGUGUGUAUUUGGAUGGACGAAUUGCUUGAAAGCAUGCUACUACUCUAUACCUCUACAGUUUGUGGCAUAAAUGGAUCAUGC
Molecule: messenger RNA, 2009 nt
Organism: Pseudocercospora fijiensis CIRAD86
Lineage: Eukaryota; Fungi; Ascomycota; Dothideomycetes; Mycosphaerellales; Mycosphaerellaceae
Exons: 5
Coding region: 1-1638 (545 amino acids)
Biological process (GO): nucleus-vacuole junction assembly; vacuole inheritance
Cellular component (GO): fungal-type vacuole membrane
Molecular function (GO): protein-membrane adaptor activity; protein binding
Source: RefSeq, a predicted model, not a curated record